ACAGAGCUGUUUGGGGAAGAAAACGACAUUGCGCGAGAUUCACACCAACCCGAGCGAAGAGGAGAUCAAGACGGUUGAGACACGUGGGAGUUCACAACGGAGCAGUUGAGGAAGCGGUUCCACCUAGCGUGAAGACUACGAAGCGGUUUUUCGAAUAAAAGCAGUGGAGCAAGGAGAGAGAAGGGAGAACAAAAAAAAAAUCAACACAGAUCAACUCUGUUCAAACUUUACCUUUUCUCUGUAACUCCUUCGCGGAGCUCUCCUUCCAGGAAGGAUCUCCAUAGUUGUAGUCUUAGUCGUAGUCGCGGAGCUCUCCACAGGAAUCUCCAUAGGAGUAGCAGUAGCGUAGAUUCCUCAAAACUCAAACACCCUCGUUCGAACGUAGUUUGGAGAGGUGCGAACCGUAGUAACAGUCGUUCUUGGUUAGAAGUCAGAGGUGCAUCGAUCAAAUCAACACCGCCGGCGGUGGAUAUUUGACGGUCACGUUGAUUUCACCAUUUAGAGGUGCAUCGAUCAAAUCAACGGCGCGACAUUCGGCGGCGGAUAUUUGACGGUCGUCUCAAUUUCAGCAAUCAGCGGUGCUUCCGAUCAAACGGCACCGCAAGAGUUUCCAUCACGAAACAUCAAAUCAACAUAGCCGGAAACGAAUUCGACACCGGCGGUGGCAUUUGGUUUUUCCGAGGAAACAUUUUGGCACACCUGGUGGGACCCGUGUGUUUGAAAUGGCUCUGCGGCGAGAAAAACAAGAUUGCGAUCUUCCACAACAAUUUCUGGACGAGCAAAGGACCAAUACUGAAGUUGGUCAGGCGGACGAGGCAGAUAGACAUAUCGGUCGGAGGAAGGAGUGGCCUCAAUCCAUGUCGAGCACUGUCGGGCAUGUUGCACUCUUGUCUCUUCGUCGAGCCGUGGAGGAGUAUUACCAGCAGGUAAAUCUCUAUUUUAUCUCUUUAAAUAAGCCGUGUGAUUCUCUUGGAAGACAUAUGGACAAAUUUUUUGAGAUGAUAGAUGAACAUGUUUCCGAUAUUGCCAAUAAAGAUUCACUUAAACUUGUGGCUAAAACAGUGGCGUUAGGGGCCAACAAAUCUCAUGUUGGUUCUCCUGUGAACACUAUUGUUUUGAAGGACAGGAAAGUUAGAGCGGUCUUGCGAAAGCCACAACUAAGAACAAAAUUUAAACGUGUUCAUAAUAAGUUUCAGAAAAUUAAGAAAAACAAGUUUGAUGUCUUGAAAGAUGACAAAUUUUACCACAUUCUUCAAUCUGAGCCGCUAGGGGGGCAUGCAAUCCCAGCUCGUGGUAGAUUGAAGGAGAAACAACAUCGUGGGUGGCAAAGAAGUUUGCCACACCCACCCUGCUCGAGGAAAAAUCUAAAAAUGGUUUCCUCAAAUACUCUUCGGUGUGGGGAUGUUAACCAUGUGGAAAAAUCUAAUGCCAAUAAAGUUGGCAUGACUCAACAGGAUCGUUCACGUAAAUCAUCCCCAAAGUUUUUAUCGAGUGGACAGGGGGGCAAGUUCGGUCAAGCACGACAGGGAGUUGCAACACCAGUGCUUAUGAGGAACAAGUCUGCUACGAGUGGUGGCCAGGGGGGCAAGGCCAAUGCCAAACGAAUUCCAAACUCACGUGGAAUUUUAAAAGGGGCAACGUUGUUGUGUGAUAGGUGCAAAAGUCAUGUUUGUGCUAAGCAAAGUACCAACGUACCGGUUGAUGAAAAGUCUCGGCGCUCAUACUACCAACCACAUGGUGAGAGUGCGAAGCUGACAAAACUAGACCAGUCUAGGCAAGCGAUGUCGCAUGAUCGAAUUGGCAAGACAAAGGUGCCAAAAAACGGGAAUGUCCUGUCUAGAGACAAGAAUUCUUAUGGUUUUCUAGUCCGCGAAGCUAAGAUUAGGCCAAAUCAGGAUCGUGGAGUUUCAAACAAAGAUGUUCGAGCUAGACGAACUGGGGAUUUGCAAGCCAACAUUGAUUCCAAAACAUCAAAACCAACGCGUGUGAAGCCAGCUGUGAUGAAUCAUGGACUUUACGGAUGGCUUGUUUGGUUUGAUCCAUGGAGUUGGCAGUGGGUGUGGACUUUUGGCAUGAUGGUUUAUGCCAAAGUCUAGUUUGUUUCUUAUUUAACUGUUAAUAAAUAACGUGGCUAAAUUAGGCCACCUAAUGUGUUAUAGAGAAAAUAUUAUACAAUAGAAUCAAGCGGCAUUGCUAAGAAGAAGCCACAAUAUCGUUGGCAAUAAUUCAAAAUGUCAAGCAGUGUUGUUUUCUUUUUUUUUUUCAACAUCGUGGAAGGAUGAACAAUGCUGUAAAAAAAAACAAUUUUUUUUCUCAGGUGCGGCCAAGCAGCCCUGGAAAAAAAAAAAAUUUGGCGGUUGAGAGAAAGAGGCCGCCAGGUCUGCUACAUUGUUUAAAAAAAAAAGUAGUGCUUCUCAGAGCUGCGGCUGUAACACCUUAGGCAAAUCCCACAUCGACAAAGCACGGGAGAGAUCCAUGGUUCAUAAGUAGGAAACCGGCCUUAACUGACAAGACGCGUUUUGGGGUGUAAUGGAAGAGUUCUUGUGAGAACUCCGAAUUUAAACGUGCUCAGUGUGGAGUACAACAAGGAUGGGUGACCUUAUGAGAAGUCACCUUGAAUUGCACCCUAAGUCGAAAUCCGUGCGGGUGUAGAGGCCCAAAGCGGACAGUAUCUUGUCGGGAAAAGGUUCGGGAUGUUACAAGUGGUAUCAGAGUCUCUCCGCGUCCCUCUUGAACGAUGGUGGGGCAAACCUCAACGAGGGCGUUGAGUCCCAAGGGGGGGGUGUAUGUAACACCUUAGGCAAAUCCCACAUCGACAAAGCACGGGAGAGAUCCAUGGUUCAUAAGUAGGAAACCGGCCUUAACUGACAAGACGUGUUUUGGGGUGUAAUGGAAGAGUUCUUGUGAGAACUCCGAAGUUAAACGUGCUCAGUGUGUUGUACAACAAGGAUGGGUGACCUUAUGGGAAGUCACCUUGAAUUGCACCCUAAGUCGAAAUCCGUGCGGGUGUAGAGGCCAAAAGCGGACAGUAUCUUGUCGGGAAAAGGUUCGGGAUGUUACAGCGGCUGUUUCCAAGCAGCCCUGAAAAAAAAAAGUUUCUCAAUUGCGGCCAAGCAGCCCUGAAGAGGGAAAAAAAAAGCCUCUCAGCGCUGCGGCUGUGGCUAACAGCCAUGAAAAAAAAAAAGAAAAAAAAGGGUCUCAGCGGUGGCAGCCAAACAGCCCUGAUAAAAAAAAUAAUAAUAAUAAUGAAAAAAAGGGUCUCAGCGCUGGCGGAAAUUUGACAGCCCGGAUAUAUAAAAAAAAAAAAAAAUUAAGCGGCUAGAAGUUUGGCCGAAAACGAUCUUGUUUUCUCCUUGGAAAAGGGCCAAUAACAAUGCUGCAGAAAAGGGAGAAAGUUUGGUCAAAACAGAACUGCAAGCAGUGCAGCGUUAUAAAAUAAAUAAAUAAAAAUACUCCGCAGUGUUGCAAUGUGAAGGUUGAGCAACGUUGCAGUUACUUUAAAUUGCUUCCGCCACAGCAUGGGCCGAGGAUCUAAGCAGCGGUGUUGGAGAAAAACAAAGCUGCAGUAAUCAAAGUCAGGCGAUGUU
Messenger RNA from Linum trigynum, 3587 nucleotides. NCBI's taxonomy places the organism in Eukaryota, Viridiplantae, Streptophyta, Magnoliopsida, Malpighiales, Linaceae. The record is from the annotation of a GenBank genome assembly.